GGGACAUUAACGUGAACAUCGCCGCAAGAGGAUAUAGAAAAAAACCAAAAUCAUGUUGCUGCCAGGUGAUGGUUAAAGAGAGAUGAGAUUCCUUGUCUCCUUCUUCCUCUUAUAUAUUGAGCCUAAGAAGAUGGAAGGAACCACAAGUCCACAAGAAGUUUUGACAUUUCACAUUUGAUAUCCAUUUCUAGUUUUCCUUAUUCCCAAUUGGAAAGAGAAAUGGAUUCUUCUCCUUUGAGAUCAAAAUCCAACUACCACUUUCGUUCUAUCAGCUUGCCCUCUAGACUUCACCCACUCAUUCCUCAAAUCGAUGAGAAUUUGAAGCUUAACGGACUUCAAAAUAUGUUUGACCGUUUGGAUGAUUUGCUUCUAUUGCCACACACCCAACAAGCCUUCUCCCAACGACGACACAAGACAUGGGUCGAAGAGGUUUUGGAAAAGUAUCUCAGGCUCUUGGAUAUUUGUGCUGCUGCUAAAGAUGUGUCCACACAAACAAAGCAAGAUGUGCAAAGCCUUCUUUCCAUAUUGCGGAGAAGAAGGGAUACAAAUGACUUUGCAGCAUACUUGACUUCUAGAAAGAAGGCAAAGAAGGUGAUCCAAAAGUCUCUGAAGGAUUUGAAGAGUAUCAAAAGCAAGUCUGCUGUUAUAGCUUUCGACCAAAGCCAUGGAAUUUCGGAGAUUGUAAGCUUGUUAAAUGAGGUUGAAGCAGCCACGAUUGAGGUGUUUGAGUCUUUAUUGUCCUAUAUUGCGGGGACAAAGAUGGAAUCAAGGAUGAUUGGAUUUUCCUUGGUUUCCAAACUGAUGAAUCGUAAGAAAGUUGCAUCCCGAGAGGAAGAAACAAACACCAAGGCAUUUGAGAAAUUUGAUGCUUCAUUGCACUCACUCAACAGCCACAAGACAAGCGAGACUGAUGGUGUGCAAAAUCAGUUGGGAAAAUUGGAAUUGAGCAUUCAAGACAUGGAAGAAGGACUAGAAUGCUUGUUUAGGCGGUUAAUUAAAUCUAGAGUUUCCCUCCUCAACAUUCUCAUCCACUAGCCAAGAAAAUCUUGGAGCAGAAAUUUUGAUGUUCAUAUGUAGUAUUGUAAAUGAGACAGUACACCUGUGAUUUGUCCUAGCUGUUAGUGAAUAUACUUUGAGCAAAAUUAUUGCCUACAAAUAA
Messenger RNA from Rhododendron vialii, 1159 nucleotides. RefSeq lists its product as uncharacterized. The record is from RefSeq and is a predicted model, not a curated record. The transcript has a single exon. Bases 220 to 1035 code for a protein of 271 amino acids. Gene Ontology annotation, biological process: shoot system development; root development. NCBI's taxonomy places the organism in Eukaryota, Viridiplantae, Streptophyta, Magnoliopsida, Ericales, Ericaceae.